Messenger RNA from Stegodyphus dumicola, 1450 nucleotides. Its product is annotated as CYFIP-related Rac1 interactor B-like. Gene Ontology annotation, molecular function: small GTPase binding. The record is from RefSeq and is a predicted model, not a curated record. Gene Ontology annotation, biological process: regulation of actin filament polymerization. NCBI's taxonomy places the organism in Eukaryota, Metazoa, Arthropoda, Arachnida, Araneae, Eresidae.
AUGUAUUCUUCUUAUAGGUUUGAAAUUAUAACAUGGGAAAUCUUUUAAGACUUUUGUCAAGAGAUGAUAAUCCAAAAUAUGAUGUAUUUGUAGAUUUUGAAAAUGCUCAGCCGACAGAAAUAGAACGGGAGUCAUAUGAAAUAGUUGAUGAGGUGUUACAGUAUUCUAAAGAUAUUUUACAAGAACUUCAAACAUAUAAAGGAGCUGUCAAUGAAAUUCGAGAAGCUAUUACAAAUCCUCGUAAUGAAUUAUACCAAGCAAAAGCUUGGGAAGCAGUCCUUCCUUUAGUAUCAAAGUUAAAAAGAUUUUAUGAAUUUUCACAACAAAUAGAUGAAGUAGUUCCUCGUAUUUUGUGGGAGCUGUGUUCGGGCCCACUUCCUCCUGCUCAGCAUCUGCAUACACAACAAGCACUAGUCAAACAAUUUGCAGAAAUAUUAGACUUUGUGUUAAAGUUUGAUGACCUAAAAAUGACAAAUCCAGCCAUUCAGAAUGAUUUUAGUUAUUAUAGAAGAACAGUCAGUCGGCUACGGUUAGCAAAUCAGGAGCCAAUUGAUGAAGAACUUGAAGUGCCGAAUGAAUUAGCAAAUAAAAUGUCAUUAUUCUAUGCUCAUGCAACUCCAAUGUUGAAAGUCCUUAGUGAUGCAACAAUGCGUUUUGUUGCUGAAAACAAGGAUCUGCCUAUUGAAAACACUACAGAAACCCUAGGCACUAUGGCUAAAGUGUGUCAGAGGAUGAUAGAAAACAGGGAGUUUUGCAGUCGUUUUAGAAAUGAAGAAACAAUACUGUUUGUCUUGAGGGUGAUGGUUGGUUUAAUCAUUUUAUAUGAUCAUGUUCACCCAGUUGGAGCCUUCGCAAAAUCUGCACACAUAGAUGUCAAAGGAUCCAUAAAAGUUCUGAAAGAUCAGCCACCUAAUGUUGUUGAAGGUCUUCUUAAUGCCCUCAGAUAUACUACAAGACAUCUGAAUGAUGAGUCAACUCCAAAGCAUAUCAAAAGCUUAUUAGCUUGAAUUCUACUGGCAACUUUCUCACAAAAUAUGCUCACUUUUCCUUAAAGGAGGUGUUGCUAACAGCUAGAAGAAAUGGCAUCUCCCUGUACACUGAAAAGAGUUUAGAAACUGAAUGUGAAUACUAUGUUAAAAGCUUCUGUGUAACAAAUGUGUUGCAUUCUUGGAUAUACAUGAUUAUGCCUUCAAGAGUCGUACACAUCUGCAUUAUCAUAGCAUAAAGCAAUCUUGUGCAUUUUUCUUUUGCUUCAUUUUUUCCCCCUGAAAAGUUUCAUGCAUUUAAUUGACAAAUACUGAAUUAUUGUUGCAUUUGUUUUAAUGCUGUGGCUGCAAAGGCAUGCAAGUGAAGUGUAUAUAUGCUGAUAGUAUUUAUUUUUAGAAAAUUAACUUUGCUUCUUGCAUAUUCUUGUAAAAUUAUGUGGUAAUAAACAUCUUUUUUAAAUUUC